Molecule: messenger RNA, 1205 nt
Organism: Vitrella brassicaformis
Lineage: Eukaryota; Vitrellaceae
Source: the annotation of a GenBank genome assembly
CUUUUCUUUUGGACCUUCUCCCCGUCAGGGCAGCCAUCCUGUAUGUGGAUGAGCUAGCCACUUCUGCGGGGCGAGAAUCGUUCUGCCGAUAUCAUGCAGAGCUACAAGAAGAUGGAGGAGGCUCAGCCUGAAGACGAGGAGGCGGGCCUGAUGAUGGACAACGGAACCCAGCCUGUGGGGGCAAAUGGCACACACCCGCGGCCGCCACACAUGGAAAUGGACAGGGCGCCGCUCUUCGGGCCCUUCGUCGUGGCAGGUGAGGUGCGGUCACAAAGGAGGAGGAGAGGAGCAAUGCAAGGAUGACCAUGUGUGCAUGCAGAUGCCUCCCUGGCCUCUGACAACGCCCCGCGCGAAGACUACAGCUGCGUGACGCGCUGCGUGACUGUCUCGCAGGCCUUAGCGUCCCUGAGUGGCGUGCUGGUGGGUAUUCUGGCGGUGUCGCUGCACCCUGAGCUCAUGCAGGUGAAUCCGUGGGUCUUCUGGUACAUCAUCGCCACCUUGCUGCUGGAGAUCCUGCUGCUGCUCGUGGCGGGGGUGUGUGUGCUGUGUCUGCGGGUGACCCUCGGCCGUCGCGCGGUGGUGUAUUCGGCGGCGGUGUGUGGGCUGUGGGUCAACUACAUCGGUGGCGUCAGCUCCUGGGUGAGUGCCGGCUUCGGCGUGUACAUCAUCGUCUACCACCUCAACACGCCCCUGCCUUUGCUGGCGGAGAUCUACCUGUGUCUGGAGGUGGGGCUCUCCCUCUUCCUCAGCGCCCAGUGCUGCGAGAUCGCCUCCAAGAUCGUGGGGUACCUCAUCCACAAGCUCGAGGCCAAGCUGUCCCGGCGGCCCGAGGUGACGUUCCAGUCGAUGGAGCUGCCCGUCUACUACACCAACCUGCGGCAGGUCGACCAAGCCCUCUCGUCGAUGGAGCACCCCACGAGGUCACCCAGACUGCCCAAGGGGGGCGAGGCGGGCACUAAGAGGGAGAGAGAAAGGGGUGGUGGCGUCGCUGCACCAGAGGCUGGUGGUAGUGCUGUGGCUGUGGCUGCUGAUGGUGCAGAGGGGAAAGGGGAACAGCCGAGUGUCUGAGGGGAGGGAGAGAGAGAAAGAGAGGAGGGCUGCAUGCCUGUGUGUCUAGAUGCAUGGGUUGGUGCUUUAUCAGUGAGUGCUUUAUUCUAUCAGUGACGACGUCUGCCGCAUGAAUGAGACGAACACACGGUCGCAAC